GCCCGACCCAAAGCCGGCCGUGCGCAGGCUCUUAGCCUCGAGGAGCUCGCGGCCCCCCCGAUGCGCCCAUGAGGAGCCCCCGGGCUGGCGGCCUCCUCCGCGGCGCCGAGGGGCCCCGGCCCCAUGGCGCGGGCCGGGAGGACCGAGGGAGGCAGCCGCCCGCGGACAUGACGACCGAGUACCUGAACGAGAUCCUGGCGUCGUCCUCCCCGCCCGACCUGGAGUACCUGACCCAGUACCUGAACGAGAUGCUGGCCUCGGGCCAGAGGCUGAGCCACUCCAGGGAGCGGCGGGCGCGAGGCGGGCGCGAGCGGUCGCCUGGCCGCCACUCGUCGCGCCAGCGGCGGGAGCGGCGCCGGCCGAGGGCCGACGUUGGGGAUGCCGCUGGCAGGCAGCGCAGCUCGUCGGCCAGCGCACGCGGCGAGGGCCCCGCGCCGCCGCCGGCGCGGAGCCCCUCUGGGCAGGGCUGCCCGCGGCCAGCGCAGGCCCCCCUGGCGUCCGCUCCCGGCGACCACGCCACGGCCGCGGCCGCGCCUGCCGGCUGUCUCACGCCGCGGCCGCGCCUGUCGGCGAGGUCGGCGUCGC
This is a messenger RNA of Prorocentrum cordatum, 585 nucleotides long. NCBI's taxonomy places the organism in Eukaryota, Dinophyceae, Prorocentrales, Prorocentraceae. The record is from the annotation of a GenBank genome assembly.